Cylindrotheca closterium is the source of this 2781-nucleotide messenger RNA. Lineage: Eukaryota; Bacillariophyta; Bacillariophyceae; Bacillariales; Bacillariaceae. The record is from the annotation of a GenBank genome assembly.
AUGGUAAUUCGAAUACCUGUCAAGCGAGAUGUCCUGGAAAUGGAAACAGAAGACCUUUUGGUCAACGCAGAAUAUGGCGAGGCGGGAGCAACCUCUGGUAACGAUGAUUCAGGGAGAAAGAGGAAUGUCAAAAUUGUUGCUCUGAUUGUCCUGGCUGUUCUCGUGGCAGUCUUUGUACUUCAAAUAGAUUCUACAGUAUCAGAAGAUGUAAUGGAAGGCUCAGAAGAAGUGAUGCAUAAGGAUAUGCAUGGUAGCAGCUUUGGAGGAAUCAAUAACGUGGCUUCGCCUGGAGGAGCAAAAGCUGCAUCCAAAUUGGCAGGAGUGGCAUAUGAAGAUAUCAUUGUUCCCGUGUCCAACGUUGGACAUGCUACCCCCUCACUGAAUGAAGCUAAUAUUCGAAACUUGGUGGGACACUAUAUGCACGAUGAGCAUCGAUCGCCCUACAGUUCCCAUCUAUAUGACAAACCUAAAGAAUUCUUGGAUGAACAACAAGAAAAAUACCUUUCAAAGAUGAAACGAGUUCGAGAGGAAUGGGGAGCCUGGAAUUUUCGAGAUCCAUCAACAAAAAAGCGGACAGCUGCUAAUUUCGAGAAAGCCCCAUAUAAGGAUCUGAACGCAACCAAGUUUCCAGAGUCUUCCUGGCAAGUGGAUGAAGAAUACAAUCAGGAAUUUCUGAAGGAAGCAAAGGCUUUGGUCAACCGAAUGAAAAACGCAAUAUAUGCCGAAUAUGGGUGGCCAGUUAAACCCGACAUGACACAAGAAGAAAAGGAGAAGCAUAACGAAUUAUGGAAAAUCCAUGUGGGCUCUGUUGAAUCUUCCUCCCAUCCGAGCCCUCAAACUGGGAUUGCAGCCCUCACAAGCGCUGGGAUGGAUGGGUUGGUACGCAAGCUUCUGCAUGCCAUGAUGACUCAUGAUGACUUUUACGUCGUGUUGGCGGGGCAUUCUGCUGCAGCUGGUCAUGGGAACGACUUCAUGCAGAAUCGAAUCAUGGCAUUUCACAAAAUCAUGGAACCAAUCUUUGACAAACUGGGCAUGCGUCUCAUUAGCAGAAAUAUGGCCAUGGGUGGUGUAGGAACACUACAGUUCUCGCUUGCUGGUGGAGAUUUGUACGGGGAAGCAGACAUUUUUGAAUGGGACUCGGCAAUGACUGAGAAGGGCCCGUCGGUGGAUCUUUUCAACAAGCAAGCGAUUCUAUCUGGAGAACGAGUGCCUCUUAUCAUGACAGAAGACCGAUUCUAUUACAAUAUUAUUGAAGAGACUGGAGGGUCUGCAUACAUGGGACAGUACGCCACUGAUAACACGCCCAUUUUCCCCCAGACAACACUUGAAAACGUCAAAACUAUUCCGUACGCUGCACAAUGGUACGAUCAAUCCGAAGAGAAAUACAAUUCCAUUUGUUGGGAACCACGAAGUGACUUUACACCAGAAACGAAGCAAAGCGAACAUCCUGGAUCGCAAGUAUCAUGGCACCCGGGAAAUCGACAUAUGACCUGGCAAGGCAGAAGGCUGGCUCUCGUUGUCCUUCAGGGUCUGACGCUUGCCUUGGAAAAGUGGGAGACGGAGACAAGGUCCAAGGGAUAUCCGCUUGCCGAAUCACAUUGGCACGUUGGCAAAGAAUACCAAGCUAUCCGAGAUAAUCUUCGUAAGCACGUUUCAACUCCAAAACUGAACGAUGACAACGAAGAUAUACGGUCCGAUUGCGAGAAUGUUUUCCCUUGGAUCCCACGAAUUUGUCGUGUACAAAUGCAUGGUUUCGGGAUGUGGUCUCCACGUGUCCUCAAUGAUUUUGACCUUUUGAAACUAAUCCAUCCGGCACCUAAUGGCUACGUUCCUGAUUAUCCUCAGAGCAAUCUCUACAAUGGGUUCGACCUUAUGCCACUUAGUCAAGCCCUUCCCGACAAUGAAGUCGAUGUGCACGCUGUCGCCAUUGCAACAACCGAUCCUGCUCCCAACGAUUUGGAUCAUGAUUGGAUAGACGAUGAAAAUAAGCUAUCUGGAAACAGUGAAUCACCACCCACACGACGACUGCUGAAGCAAGCAUCAGAGGCCGCUAUGAAUUUUAGAAGCGAGACUGCAAUGGAAGACGUGAGAAGGAAGAUGCCAAAAAUUGGAAGAAGAAGACUUGUUGAAGACUCCGGUAUCAUCCCUGGCCGCGGAUGGGAGGUUCAUGGAUGGGACCCCGUGAAACAAUUUUGCGACGGUUCGGCUCAGAGUGAAUGUUCCCGAACGCCAGGCAACGAUUGUCUCCUUUAUGGAGCCAACGAUAAACAUAUGGACGUCGCUGGUAGUAGUAUGAGUGGCUGGCUGGUCUUCACUGUUCCAAGGGUACAGGAAGGAAUCAUUAUGAUCCGUAUGGAAUGGUGGUGCUUCAUGAGUGGCGGACCUCACAUGGCCAACGGCUGGACCGAAGUCAAUGACGGAAAGACGACAGAUACUACGCCGUACAAUGUCACCGGCCCUGACAACCAGCGCAGAUUGCACUCGUUUGAGCCACUGGCUCGGCCUGACACUAGAAAACUCAAACCAACUUUUGAACAGACAGUUCCAACCGACUUGGAAAUGGACUGGGCGAUCAACGGAACCAUUAAUACCAUGAAAUAUGACGAAUGGAAAGACUAUAGUGUCGAAAAGGUGAAGAAUGUUGCGAUAUGGCCGCUAUUGAAUGAUCUGGAAAUGGCAGAAAAGAAAUGGGACGGUGCCCCAGUGGAAGUGGCAAUCAGAUUCCGGAGUGAACUGAAACCCAACUUGCCCUUUUGCAUAUCGCAUGUUUACUACGCAUAA